This is a messenger RNA of Aspergillus brunneoviolaceus CBS 621.78, 1366 nucleotides long. RefSeq names its product caspase family protein. Gene Ontology annotation, molecular function: cysteine-type endopeptidase activity. The record is from RefSeq and is a predicted model, not a curated record. Gene Ontology annotation, biological process: proteolysis. The transcript is spliced from 4 exons. NCBI's taxonomy places the organism in Eukaryota, Fungi, Ascomycota, Eurotiomycetes, Eurotiales, Aspergillaceae. The coding region runs from base 5 to 1225 and encodes 406 amino acids.
ACAAAUGAAUCCUCACCAUCAUCAUCACCAAGCGUCUUAUGGCGGCGGCGGCGGGGGAUACCCUGGUCAGGCCUACCGCCAACAACAACCACCUCCCAGCAAUCCUUACCCCUACGGUCAGCCGCCGCACCAACAGUAUUCGGGAUCGCAACCGCCCCAGGGCGGCUAUAAUGGUGGUUAUGGUGCUCCCCAAUAUGGUGGUCAGCAGGGAUACUCCAACUCUUACAACCAAAGCAGCCAGGGCAACGGACCUCCUCCUCCGCCAAGUGAACCGGUGUCUUUCGGUCAGGGCGCGCCGCAAGGCUACAGCUUCCAGUAUUCUCGUUGCACGGGCAAGAGAAAGGCUUUAUUGAUUGGAAUCAACUAUUUCAACCAGAAAGGUCAACUCCGAGGAUGUAUCAACGAUGUCAAGAAUAUGUCAACAUACCUGAAUCAGAACUUUGGCUAUGCUCGUGAGGACAUGGUUCUGUUGACGGAUGACCAGCAAAACCCUAUGAGCCAACCCACCAAAGCCAACAUCCUCCGGGCUAUGCACUGGCUGGUAAAGGAUGCGCAACCUAACGACUCUCUGUUCUUUCACUACUCUGGCCACGGCGGUCAGACCCCUGAUUUGGACGGCGACGAGGACGACGGAUACGAUGAGGUGAUCUACCCGGUCGACUUCCGCGCCGCGGGACAUAUUGUCGAUGACGAGAUGCACCGCAUCAUGGUCAAACCACUUCAGCCCGGAGUGCGGCUCACAGCGAUCUUCGAUUCGUGCCAUUCUGGAUCUGCCCUGGAUCUGCCUUACAUCUACUCGACCCAAGGCAUUCUCAAGGAGCCCAACUUGGCCAAGGAGGCGGGUCAAGGUCUGCUGGGCGUGGUCUCGGCAUACGCGCGGGGCGAUAUGAGCAGCAUGAUGUCAACGGCAGUGGGAUUCCUGAAGAAGGCGACCAAGGGAGACGAGGCGUACGAGCGUACCAAACAGACCAAGACAAGCCCGGCAGACGUGAUCAUGUGGUCGGGCAGCAAAGACGAUCAGACCAGCCAGGACGCACAGAUUGCUGGACAGGCCACGGGAGCCAUGUCGUGGGCAUUCAUCAGCGCGCUCCGCAAGAACCCACAGCAGAGCUACGUACAGCUGUUGAACAGCAUCCGCGACGAGUUGGCUACCAAGUACUCGCAGAAGCCGCAGCUGAGCAGCAGUCAUCCCUUGGGUAAGCAGUGUCCUGUUGUUCCGGUAUAAUGUAUGAAGUAGGAAGCGGUUCUGACGGAAUAUAGAUGUGAAUUUGCGGUAUGUCAUGUAAAUAGGCGUUUGUGGGCUUUUCGGGUCGAGCCAUGGGGUGAGAAUUAUCGGUGCCUUUCAUACUUAAUAAUAACUAUGGGC